Tripterygium wilfordii is the source of this 1633-nucleotide messenger RNA. RefSeq names its product F-box/FBD/LRR-repeat protein At1g13570-like. Gene Ontology annotation, molecular function: protein binding. Lineage: Eukaryota; Viridiplantae; Streptophyta; Magnoliopsida; Celastrales; Celastraceae. The record is from RefSeq and is a predicted model, not a curated record. Bases 235 to 1473 code for a protein of 412 amino acids. The transcript has 4 exons.
AAUCAUUAUUUUCUUCAUCAAUCUUUCCUGACCUAUUUCCAAUACGACCCAAUCAGCCUAUACGGUACAGUGUCUACCCUCCACUCUCGUCUUCGACUUCUGAGUUCUGAUUCCACAACCCAACGUGAGCCUGCACUUCAAGCUCUGGGGUUUUUUUUUUCAAAGCUUUGAAUCAAUAAACAGAACGUUGCUUUUCUCCAGAAGCAAAGAGAGGCAUCCUCAUUCGAAAUAGAGAUGGAACUAGAUAAACUCAGCAGCUUACCAGGCCAUGUUAUCGACCAAAUUUUGUCACAGUUGCCAAUUAAGGAUGCUGUGAGGACAAGUGUUUUGUCAAGGAAGUGGAGGUACAGAUGGGCCAAAAUUCCACAUCUGGUGUUUGAUAAUCAGUGUGUCCCAGUUCCUUCCCAAGAUCAAACUUCUGGCAAGAAUAAGCUUAUUCAUAUUAUUGACCAUGUUCUUUUACUUCACAAUGGCCCCAUACAAAAAUUCAAACUAUCUCACAGGGACCUUAUUGGCAUCAGUGAUGUUGAUCGAUGGAUUCUUUAUCUAUCAAGAAGUACAAUCAAAGAAUUUGUACUAGAAAUAUGGAAAGGGCAGCGCUACAAGUUGCCUUCUUGCUUAUUCUCCUUUGAAAAUUUGAUCCAUUUGGAACUAUUCAAUUGUUUGCUUAAACCUCCAUCAACAUUCAAAGGCUUCAGGAGUCUGAAGAGCCUCGACCUUCAGCAUGUUACCUUGGCUCAGGAUGCAUUUGAAAAUCUUAUUUCUAGCUGUCCUUUGCUGGAGAAAUUGACAUUGAUGAACUUCGAUGGUUUCACCCAUCUGAAGAUUGAUUCUCCAAAUCUCCAGUUCUUUGACAUUGGAGGUGUUUUUGAAUACAUUAGUUUUGAGAAUACCUUUCAAUUAACUUUAGUUUCUGUUGGCUUGUAUGCGAAUAGAAGUGACGGAGAUAUGUUUUUGGAGGCUAUUAAGUGGCAUAGGUUCUUCACUAACCUGCCCCAUGUCAGAAGGCUUGAGAUCCAGUGUCACUUUUUAAAGUAUUUGGCUACUGGUGGUGCACCAAGAAUGUUGCCUAAACCUUGUAGUGAUCUAAAUUAUCUUUCUAUGCGUAUCAAUUUCAAUGACUGGGAGGAGAAUUCAGCUGCUCUUUGCAUCUUAAGUAGCUCUCCUAAUCUACUAGAACUAGAGUUGUUGGCUCGCGCAGAGGAACACAAUGCCGUGGAAAAAGUUACUUACAGCUGGGUUGAGGAUCAUUAUAAGUGUCAUUUGGAGCACCUGCGACUCGUGAAGAUAGCGGGCAUCUCCGGGAUCAGAUCUGAGCUGGAUUUCAUUAGGUUUCUGCUUCUUUACUCUCCCCUGCUUGAGAGGAUGACUAUUAAGCCUGCUUCCUUGGAUGGAGGUUGGGACUUGAUGAAAGAAUUGCUACGCUUUCGACGAGCCUCAGUGCAAGCCGAAAUUGUGUAUCUGGACCCAUAACUAAUGUCUCUGAGUUUUGCUGUCUAUGAUGACUUAAGCAUGUAAAUAGUAUGUGAGCCCUUAUAAGUCUGUUAUAUACAUGUGUUCUUGAUGAUUUACUGUAUUGAAAACAUCUUUUAUGUUUUUGUUACAAUCUAAACUUAGUACAUUCUAAAAUUUA